AUGGACUCAUCCUCGUCCUCAACUUUGUUGAAUUCAAACGGCUUAAUGACCACUAAUUUUCCCGCAAGUUUGGCCCAUUUGGCAGCCAUUUUGGGAAUUCCUGAGUAUUUCCUCCAAAUCUGGUGCCACGAGUCCUUUGCCGGCGAAGUCGCGGAUCUCAUUACAGGCGCGACGGAUACGGGAGUCGAUGUUCGGCUCGCACUUCAUGUCGCGGAAGAUCUUAUCCCUAAAAGAUUGCGGGAUUUCGUUGGACACGAACAUGAAGAUGAACUCCAGAAGGAACUCGUCGGUCACGAUAUCCUCCGAGAACUGAGUCUCGGACAGUAUGUCUAUAAUGACAGCCCGUCCCACCUGAGCCGACUUAACCAACUUUGUGGCCAUCAAUCCGAAGUCAAAAUAGCCGACGAUGUCAUACGUGCGACCCUUUGGGUUCAACUCUUGGAGCUGAUCCGAGAAGUGCUUAACGAUACCAUUCACACGCCUGACUUCGAAGAGAUCGCAGGGGUGUGCGAGUGGAACGGCUUUUUUGUCACCUUCCUGGACGCCCUCCUUCAGUCCAUGGUGUUUGUGGCGCCAUUCCGUAAGCUAAUGGUGCCCGUCAUGAUAAAGUCCGUUCGCGUCGACCCCAAGAUUCUGUUCGAAGCCGUGUCUAAGAAUCGGACCAAAGAGGAGAUGAAGGAGAAGGAGGCCGUCCAGGAACAGGUCCAGGAGUGGAGGGACACCCAACUGGAUGAGGGCGAACAGGCCGGCGCUAUACUGUCGGAGAUCGAGCAGACCAAUGAGAUUCUGGAUCAGUUGUACGAGAGGUUUCACAUUUACAAGUCUAACGUUCCCUUCUAUUACGACUCCAACGCUAAACUACUGGUAACGCAUGGACUGGAAGUAGAGAAUGUGAUGGCGUUCCCCAUUCCCAGGAAAAUAGAUAAUCAAGACUUGGGUUUAGACUCCUAUGAGUUUCUGGCUAAUGAGGACAUGGAGGCGAUCGACCCGUGCGAUAAGCGCGCGCUCACCGAUUAUUUAGAGUUAUGCAAAUCUAUGGCGUCGAUCAUAAAGCGCAUGGGAGUCGAGAAAAUAAAAUGCGAUUUCAAUUACCGUAAUAUUAGCGACGACUGUAUACAGGAAUACCGUUUGGCAAACAACGAGAAUCACAUAAUUUUCCGGGCGUUAGACAAAAUCCUACAGUCCAUGACUACCGAUGCCAACAACAAUAAUAACACUCCUGGUGUCGACACGGCUAGUGUUGCCUAUAAAGUGUGGGCCGAUAUCCAGGAUAAACGGGAGUUCGACAUAAGCCGCGAUGUGGUGAACCAAAUCUCCCGCAACGACCGACUCAUCCGCAGUCUUAUCGAUAUUUGCAGCGAAAAUCUUGUGCCACAAAAAACAGUGAAAAUAUUGGAGAUUAAUCUGGCGGGUCAGGUGCUGGCCAGGGAGGUCGAGAAGCAUGUGGCCAACUUCCAGAUGUACCCCAUAGAUGUGGAGUACAAGUUAGCCGUCACUUCAAAAGAGGGCGUUACCGACCAGUUUAAAGAUAGGGCUAUUGAAUGGUCGCCCCGGAAGUCUAAUUUCCCAUUCGAUGUGACUCCAGUUAACCUGAUUAUAGUGAGAGAUAGUCAAGAUUUAUGGCAUUUGAAAGUGGAUGAGUUUGCACAGGAAUUAUCAGAUUUUAUUGUAGGAAACGGAUUCCUAUUAACGGUAUUCCGCUAUAAGUUUACGGAACCGGAGAUCGCAUUGAACUCAUUGAACGGUAAAAAGCAUUUAUCGGAUUCGGAACUCCAGAGUCGCAUUCAAGGGUUCACUACCGGCGCUCAAAAUGCGGGCUUUAGUCUCGUAUGCCGUAAGUACGAUGGGAUCGGAACUAUGGCCAUACUGUUCCGCAAAGUAAUGGAUGUUAACGCCGGGAGUCAACAACUAAUUACCGUUACGUCCGACUCGUUUGGCGAUUGGUUUCAUCUAUUGAAAGAGAAACUACUUUUGGCUAAAGAGUCAGACAAUCAAUCAGAUAACGUAUGGCUGGUGGCCAAUGAUAAGUACUCUAAUGGCAUACUGGGGCUCAUUAACUGUGUGCGAGUGGAACCGGGAGGAGAGAACUUCCGAUGCAUUUUCAAUACAGACACUAAUAGUGAGACUAAUAUAGACUUCAAUGUCAGCCCGUAUUCCGAUAUAUUGGCCAAAGAUUUGAUUGUAAAUGUCAUAAAGGAUGGCAAAGUCGGCACUUAUAGGCACCUGAAACUGCCCAAGGAUUACGACAAGACUACGAGUAAUGAGUAUUUCCUGAAUAUAGGACAGGCACGGGAUCUGUCGAGUCUUCAGUGGUUUGAUUUACGGACAGUUGUGUCUCCAAAACAGACUUUUGAUAUAAAUAACAAUGAAUUGACACAAAUUCCGGUCAAUAUAUACAGCUCUGGCCUUACCUUUCACGACGUUAUGGUUGCUACAGGUCGUAUCCCAAGUGGUCCUCAAUUACUAUUCACUGAUUGUCUGAUCGGUUGUGAGUUUGCCGGCCGUCGAGUCGAUACCGGGGAACGGGUUAUGGGUUUCGAUAUAACCCGAUGUUUCGCCUCAUCUAUCAAUGCCAACGAAAAGAUGAUCACUAAAAUCCCGGAGCACUGGUCUAUGAAUGACGCUAUUACUAUACUGAGCACAUAUAGCACUGUAUGGUAUGGACUCAUAGAAAGGGCUAACCUUAAGAAAAAUGAAAGUAUUUUAAUCCAUUCGGGAGCGGGAGGUGUGGGACAGUCGGCUAUAAUAAUCUGUCAGCACUAUAACUGCGAUAUCUAUGUAACGGUGGGAACGGAUGAGAAAAAGCAGUUUUUGAUGAAAGAGUACGGAAUACCGGAGCACAAGAUAUUCAGCUCAAGAGAUAUUGUGUUUAAGCAACGGAUCAAACGGUUGACGAGAGGGAAGGGCGUGAAUCUGGUGCUCAACUCACUGACCGGUGAGAAACUAGACGCUGGUUAUGAGUGUUUGGCAAAUAUGGGCCGAUUCGUUGAAUUGGGAAAAUUUGACCAGGUUCUUAAUAAACAAAUAGGUAUGUUUGACUUCUUGAGGGACGUGUCGUUCAUCGGCGUUGCGGUUGAUAUGUGUCUGUUUGAGACCCAAGACUUCGCCAUCAGAUUCUUCGAUUGGAUGCAUAAGAACUCCACUAAUGGUUGCGUUAAACCCAUUAAUUAUACUAUAUUUUCAGCCAAUGAGGCCGAGAAGGCUUUCCGAUACAUGACUACCGGUAAACACAUCGGGAAAGUCAUACUCAAUGUUAGAGACGAAGAGUCUGAUCGAAAUGCUGUAAAACUGGUCAAACCAACCGCUGAGCUGUCGGUCACCACAAAGACCUACUUUAACCCAAACAAAGUCUAUAUAAUCACCGGUGGUUUAGGGGGCUGUGGUCUCGAGUUAGUCCAUUGGAUGCUAUAUAUGGGCGCAAAAAAGUUUGUCUUAAACUCUUUGAUCGCCUGCGCUUACGCUGACGGAUGUCUGUCCACAAGGGAUGCUAUGGUUGUCACGUAUUUCAGAGGGUUUUUCACUGAAAACGAUAAGAAAAUACCGAAGGGUUUGAUGGCAGUCGUCGGUCUCUCCCGGUCUGAGACCCGGAAGUUAUGUCCGAAAGGGGUUUACGUCGUCUGUAAUAAUGCAAAGGAUAGUGUAGUUGUUUCCGGUCCUCAAAAGGAAAUGGAGCUCAUGAUAACAACAAUCAAAGGUAAAGGUGUAUUUUGUCGGCAACUGGAAAGCAGUGGUAUUCCCUAUCACUCGGAAUACUUGCAAACGUCAGCCAAACCUAUGAUCGAGAAGAUCAAGAAAUAUAUACCUAAACCCAAACUCCGGUCCCCGAAAUGGAUGUCCACUUCAGUACUCGAGUCGGAACCCACUAACGAUGCCCUGCGUUAUGCGUCGGCCGAGUAUUUCGCACACAAUCUCUUAAAUCCGGUCCAGUUUUACGACAAAUUCAAAGAACUUCCCUCCGAUGCCAUUGUCAUCGAAUUGGGUCCGCAUUCGGUAUUUGGGAAAGUAGUCACCGAAACACUGGACUCUUGUGCCUACCUGUCCCUCAUUAAAAAGGAUUCAAACGAUACGAACCUCGAUAUGUUCCUGUCAGGUGUGGCCAAACUUUAUGAGUUGGGCCUCAACCCAGCUAUCGAGCGCCUGUACCCUACAGUCGAGUGGCCAGUGUCUCGGAAUACCCAGUCUAUUGGUUCUUUAAUGCGUUGGGAUCACAGUCAGUCAUUUUUCUACAAGAAAUACCCGGAUUACUUUACCCGGACCACAGCUAGCGAUAUGAAUGUGUCGAUUAAUAUCGGUUAUAACGAAGAGGGCUAUUAUGCCGACCACGCUGUCGACGGCAAUGUAAUAUUCCCGGCCACCGGGUAUCUUAUGUUAGCCUGGAGACACUUCUCCAGCUACGUGGGCCGCACGUGGAAUCAGACCCCUGUCCAGUUUGAAGAUGUACAGUUGAGGCGACCCGUGUUUUUAUCCGAGGCCUCCCCUUCCCGUCUAAAAGUCAGAUAUUUUGAGAAUACAGUCAGCAAUGUAGCCAAGCUUCCACUGAAACAUUAUAUGCUUUCACCAUUGCACUGGACACAACCGUUUCACGCUGAUGAUGGGCUGCUGCCGGAUAUGCGGGUCUGGGAGUAUGUGCUCAGCCUUGCUGCUCCGCAAUCAGAGACCGAUUAUAGCCUAACCCGGGAUGACAUCUACAAAGAGCUGCGAAUCAUGGGCUACGACUACGGCCCUAUGUUUCGUCGUCUGAAGACCAUUCACACGCCUGACUUCGAAGAGAUCGCAGGGGUGUGCGAGUGGAACGGCUUUUUUGUCACCUUCCUGGAUGCCCUCCUACAGUCCAUGGUGUUUGUGGCGCCAUUCCGUAAGCUAAUGGUGCCCGUCAUGAUAAAGUCCGUUCGCGUCGACCCCAAGAUUCUGUUCGAAGCCGUGUCUAAGAAUCGGACCAAAGAGGAGAUGAAGGAGAAGGAGGCCGUCCAGGAACAGGUCCAGGAGUGGAGGGACACCCAACUGGAUGAGGGCGAACAGGCCGGCGCUAUACUGUCGGAGAUCGAGCAGACCAAUGAGAUUCUGGAUCAGUUGUACGAGAGAUUUCACAUUUACAAGUCUAACGUUCCCUUCUAUUACGACUCCAACGCUAAACUACUCGUAACGCACGGACUGGAAGUAGAGAAUGUGAUGGCGUUCCCCAUUCCCAGGAAAAUAGAUAAUCAAGACUUGGGUUUAGACUCCUAUGAGUUCCUGGCUAAUGAGGACAUGGAGGCGAUCGACCCGUGCGAUAAGCGCGCGCUCACAGAUUAUUUAGAGUUAUGCAAAUCUAUGGCGUCGAUCAUAAAGCGCAUGGGAGUCGAGAAAAUAAAAUGCGAUUUCAAUUACCGUAAUAUUAGCGACGAUUGUAUACAAGAAUACCGUUUGACAAACAACGAGAAUCACAUACUUUUCCGGGCGUUAGACAAAAUCCUACAGUCCAUGACUACCGAUGCUAACAACAAUAAUAACACUCCCGGUGCCGACACUACUGGUGUUGCCUAUAAAGUGUGGACCGAUAUCCAGGAUAAACAUGAGUUCGACAUAAGCCGCGAUGUGGUGAACCAAAUCUCCCGCAACGACCGACUCAUCCGAAGUCUGAUCGAUAUUUGCAGCGAAAAUCUUGUGCCACAAAAAACAGUGAAAAUAUUGGAGAUUAAUCUGGCGGGUCAGGUGCUGGCCAGGGAGGUCGAGAAGUAUGUAGCCAACUUCCAGAUGUACCCCAUAGAUGUGGAGUACAAGUUAGCCGUCACUUCAAAAGAGGGCGUUACCGACCAGUUUAAAGAUAGGACUAUUGAAUGGUCGCCCCGGGAGUCUAAUUUCCCAUACGAUGUGACUCCAGUUAACCUGAUUAUAGUGAGAGAUAGUCAAGAUUUAUGGCACUUGAAAGUUGAUGAUUUUGCACAGGAAUUAUCAGAUUUUAUUGUAGGCAACGGAUUCCUAUUAACGGUAUUCCGCUAUAAGUUUACGGAACCGGAACUGGCGUUGAACUCAUUGAACGGUAAAAAGCAUUUAUCGGAUUCGGAUCUCCAGAGCCGCAUCCAAGGGUUCACUACCAGCGCUCAAAAUGCGGGCUUUAGUCUCGUAUGCCGUAAGUACGAUGGGAUCGGAACUAUGGCCACACUGUUCCGCAAAGUAAUGGAUGUUAACGCCGGGAGUCAACAACUAAUUACCGUUACGUCCGACUCGUUUGGCGAUUGGUUUCAUUUAUUGAAAGAAAAACUACUUUUGGCUAAAGAGUCAGACAAUCAAUCAGAUAAUGUAUGGCUGGUAGCCAAUGAUAAGUACUCUAAUGGCAUACUGGGGCUCAUUAACUGUGUGCGACUGGAACCGGGCGGAGAGAACUUCCGAUGUAUUUUCAAUACCGACACUAAUAGAGAAACUAAUGUAGACUUCAAUGUCAGCCCGUAUUCCGAUAUAUUGGCCAAAGAUUUGAUUGUAAAUGUUAUAAAGAAUGGCAAAGUCGGCACUUAUAGGCAUCUGAAACUGCCCAAGGAUUACGACAAGACUACGAGCAAUGAAUAUUUCCUGAACAUAGGACAGGCACGGGAUCUGUCGAGUCUUCAGUGGUUUGAUUUACGGACAGUUGUGUCUCCAAAACAGACUUUUGAUAUAAAUAACAAUGAAUUGAUACAAAUUCCGGUCAAUAUAUACAGCUCUGGCCUUACCUUUCACGACGUUAUGGUUGCCACAGGUCGUAUCCCAAGUGGUCCUCAAUUACUAUUCACUGAUUGUCUGAUCGGUUGUGAAUUCGCCGGCCGUCGAGUCGAUACCGGGGAACGGGUUAUGGGUUUCGAUAUAACCCGAUGUUUUGCUUCAUCUAUCAAUGCCAACGAAAAUUUUAUGACAAACAUCCCGGAGCACUGGUCUAUGAAUGACGCUAUUACUAUACUGAGCACAUAUAGCACUGUAUGGUAUGGACUCAUAGAAAGAGCUAACCUUAAGAAAAAUGAAAGUAUUUUAAUCCAUUCGGGAGCGGGAGGUGUGGGACAGUCGGCUAUAAUUAUCUGUCAGCACUAUAACUGCGAUAUCUAUUCUAACGUUCCCUUCUAUUACGACUCCAACGCUAAACUACUCGUAACGCACGGACUGGAAGUAGAGAAUGUGAUGGCGUUCCCCAUUCCCAGGAAAAUAGAUAAUCAAGACUUGGGUUUAGACUCCUAUGAGUUCCUGGCUAAUGAGGACAUGGAGGCGAUCGACCCGUGCGAUAAGCGCGCGCUCACAGAUUAUUUAGAGUUAUGCAAAUCUAUGGCGUCGAUCAUAAAGCGCAUGGGAGUCGAGAAAAUAAAAUGCGAUUUCAAUUACCGUAAUAUUAGCGACGAUUGUAUACAAGAAUACCGUUUGACAAACAACGAGAAUCACAUACUUUUCCGGGCGUUAGACAAAAUCCUACAGUCCAUGACUACCGAUGCUAACAACAAUAAUAACACUCCCGGUGCCGACACUACUGGUGUUGCCUAUAAAGUGUGGACCGAUAUCCAGGAUAAACAUGAGUUCGACAUAAGCCGCGAUGUGGUGAACCAAAUCUCCCGCAACGACCGACUCAUCCGAAGUCUGAUCGAUAUUUGCAGCGAAAAUCUUGUGCCACAAAAAACAGUGAAAAUAUUGGAGAUUAAUCUGGCGGGUCAGGUGCUGGCCAGGGAGGUCGAGAAGUAUGUAGCCAACUUCCAGAUGUACCCCAUAGAUGUGGAGUACAAGUUAGCCGUCACUUCAAAAGAGGGCGUUACCGACCAGUUUAAAGAUAGGACUAUUGAAUGGUCGCCCCGGGAGUCUAAUUUCCCAUACGAUGUGACUCCAGUUAACCUGAUUAUAGUGAGAGAUAGUCAAGAUUUAUGGCACUUGAAAGUUGAUGAUUUUGCACAGGAAUUAUCAGAUUUUAUUGUAGGCAACGGAUUCCUAUUAACGGUAUUCCGCUAUAAGUUUACGGAACCGGAACUGGCGUUGAACUCAUUGAACGGUAAAAAGCAUUUAUCGGAUUCGGAUCUCCAGAGCCGCAUCCAAGGGUUCACUACCAGCGCUCAAAAUGCGGGCUUUAGUCUCGUAUGCCGUAAGUACGAUGGGAUCGGAACUAUGGCCACACUGUUCCGCAAAGUAAUGGAUGUUAACGCCGGGAGUCAACAACUAAUUACCGUUACGUCCGACUCGUUUGGCGAUUGGUUUCAUUUAUUGAAAGAAAAACUACUUUUGGCUAAAGAGUCAGACAAUCAAUCAGAUAAUGUAUGGCUGGUAGCCAAUGAUAAGUACUCUAAUGGCAUACUGGGGCUCAUUAACUGUGUGCGACUGGAACCGGGCGGAGAGAACUUCCGAUGUAUUUUCAAUACCGACACUAAUAGAGAAACUAAUGUAGACUUCAAUGUCAGCCCGUAUUCCGAUAUAUUGGCCAAAGAUUUGAUUGUAAAUGUUAUAAAGAAUGGCAAAGUCGGCACUUAUAGGCAUCUGAAACUGCCCAAGGAUUACGACAAGACUACGAGCAAUGAAUAUUUCCUGAACAUAGGACAGGCACGGGAUCUGUCGAGUCUUCAGUGGUUUGAUUUACGGACAGUUGUGUCUCCAAAACAGACUUUUGAUAUAAAUAACAAUGAAUUGAUACAAAUUCCGGUCAAUAUAUACAGCUCUGGCCUUACCUUUCACGACGUUAUGGUUGCCACAGGUCGUAUCCCAAGUGGUCCUCAAUUACUAUUCACUGAUUGUCUGAUCGGUUGUGAAUUCGCCGGCCGUCGAGUCGAUACCGGGGAACGGGUUAUGGGUUUCGAUAUAACCCGAUGUUUUGCUUCAUCUAUCAAUGCCAACGAAAAUUUUAUGACAAACAUCCCGGAGCACUGGUCUAUGAAUGACGCUAUUACUAUACUGAGCACAUAUAGCACUGUAUGGUAUGGACUCAUAGAAAGAGCUAACCUUAAGAAAAAUGAAAGUAUUUUAAUCCAUUCGGGAGCGGGAGGUGUGGGACAGUCGGCUAUAAUUAUCUGUCAGCACUAUAACUGCGAUAUCUAUGUAACGGUGGGAACGGAUGAGAAAAAACAGUUUUUGAUGAAAGAGUACGGAAUACCGGAGCACAAGAUAUUCAGCUCAAGAGAUAUUGUGUUUAAGCAACGGAUCAAACGGUUGACGAGAGGGAAGGGCGUGGAUCUGGUGCUCAACUCACUUACCGGUGAGAAACUAGACGCUGGUUACGAGUGUUUGGCAAAUAGAGGCCGAUUCGUUGAAUUGGGAAAAUUUGACCAGGUUCUUAAUAAACAAAUAGGUAUGUUUGAUUUCCUGAGGGACGUGUCAUUUAUCGGCGUUGCGGUUGAUAUGUGUCUGUUUGAGACCCAAGACUUCGCCAUCAGAUUCUUCGAUUGGAUGCAUAAGAACUCCACUAAUGGUUGCGUUAAACCCAUUAAUUAUACAAUAUUUUCAGCCAAUGAGGCCGAGAAGGCUUUCCGAUAUAUGACUACCGGUAAACACAUCGGGAAAGUCAUACUCAAUGUUAGAGACGAAGAGUCUGUUCGGAAUGCCGUCAAACUGAUCAAACCUACUGCUGAGCUGACGGUCACCACAAAGACCUACUUUAACCCAAACAAAGUCUAUAUAAUCACCGGUGGUUUAGGGGGCUGUGGUCUCGAUCCAUUGGAUGCUAUAUAUGGGCGCAAAAAAGUUUGUCUUAAACUCUCGGUCACCACAAAGACCUACUUUAACCCAAACAAAGUCUAUAUAAUCACCGGUGGUUUAGGGGGCUGUGGUCUCGAGUUAGUCCAUUGGAUGCUAUAUAUGGGCGCAAAAAAGUUUGUCUUAAACUCGCGGUUUGGUGUGAGAAGUGAUUACCAAAACUAUGUCAUCAAACGGUUGGCAGAGUUUGGCCGGAAGUAUAAGUUAUUCGGCGCACAGACAGUGGUGUCGACCGCCGACUGUCUUACCCGUGAAGGGGCUGAGGGACUCGUGUCAGAGGCGGGACAGUUGGGUCCGAUUGGAGGGGUGUUCCACUUGACUCUACUAUUACACGACAGUCUUAUUGAAACCCAAAGUGUGGAGGAUUUUACGGAAACUGUGGAAAAUAAGCGCAAAAUAUUUGCCAAUUUGGACCAGAUGACCAGGGCACUACCCUAUAAACUCGACUAUUUCGUGGUGUUCUCAUCACUGGCCUGUGGUAAGGGAAACGCCGGUCAGUCUAACUACGCGUUUGGGAACUCCAUGUGUGAACGCAUUUGCGAAGAGAGGCGUAGGGAUGGUCUGCACGGACUGUCCAUACAAUACGGACCGAUCGGUGAUGUGGGCGCACUGUCUGAAAAGGACCAGGCUGUUCAGUUGUCUAACCUGCGUAAACAGCGUAUUAAUUCUGUGUUGGAAGUACUGGAUAAGUUGCUGGCUGUUAAAGCCGAACGCAUUAUGCAAUCGGGUAGCCGUCAGAAACGCAUGGUUAAGGAGUUAUGGCGUGCACUGGGCAUAGACCCGGACACUACUCCCGAUCACUUAACCCUCGGGGAGAUUGGGUUGGAGUCGAUGUUUGCGGUGGAGUUACAGCAGGAACUGGAGAGGGAGUGGAACAUCAAGAUGUCUAUAAAUCACGUCAAGAAUAUAACCGUCAAAAUGCUGAAAGACUACGAGUCCGGCCGAGUGGAGGACUUCAAGAAAUACGUGGCUGAAGUGAAAACGGCCAAGGCCAACUUGCUCAACUGCAAAUUCAUUAUACCCACUGAGAAGUACACCUUGCUCAAUAAUGUCACUACUGGUCGACCCGUGUAUUUCUUGCCGGCCAUAGAGGGCUCGUUCAAGUCGUUCGAGGAUUUGGCGCAACAGUUCCAGCGGCCGGCCAUUGGCCUCAAUUGGACCCGAGAUCUGGACGGCUGUCAGUCCAUGAAAGACAUCGUUAAGCACUUCUCGGAUCAGCUCCAAGAGUUGAACCCAAAGGGUCGCACGUAUGACAUCGUCGGCUAUUUUGACUUCGGACUGAUGGCCACAAAGCUGGUUAAGUCGGCUCAGGUGGGACGGGCUGUCAUUAUAGACAUACUGUCCGAGACUCAGUUCUCGGAGGACAUCGUGACCGACGAGUUCCUCUUGGAGUUCAUCUUCAUGUUCGUGUCCAACGAAAUCCCGCAAUCUUUUAGGGAUAAGAUCUUCCGCGACAUGAAGUCCGAGCCCAACAUCGACUCCCGUAUCCGUCGCGCCUGUAAUGAGAUCCGUGACUUCGCCGGCAAAGGACUGGUGGCACCGGAUUUGGAGGAAAUACUCAGGAAUUCCAUGAAAAGGGCUAAACUGUUGGCAAAUCAUCGAUCGGAGAAGAAGAAGAAGUUGACUAAAUUGAAGACCAAAAUGGUUGCCAAAUGGGCCAAAUAUUCAGGAAAAUUAGUAGUCAUUAAGCCGUUUGAAUUCAACAAAGUUGAUGACGAGGAUGAGUCCAUGGAUAAAACCAGGGACUUGUACUUUUUGCCUGAUGAUAAGGAGUCGACUACUGGUGCCGUUGACUUCGUGAAAGUCGAUGAAUAUUCACUGGCAAUCGCUUCCGAAAAGAUUGGCGAGAAAUUGCUGGAUAUUUUAAAUCUCAAAUAAAAAUACAAUAUUGCUCAAUAUACUUUUGCCUGUCAUUAGUUUAUAUGAUUUUUUAAUACUAAAUAUAUUAUAUAAUGAUAUUUAUACUUAAAUAUGGGGAUAACCUUUGGUUUUAAGUGUUUAAUAAAAUAAUUUUUGAACUCAU
Messenger RNA from Oppiella nova, 11686 nucleotides. The record is from the annotation of a GenBank genome assembly. NCBI's taxonomy places the organism in Eukaryota, Metazoa, Arthropoda, Arachnida, Sarcoptiformes, Oppiidae.